Molecule: messenger RNA, 972 nt
Organism: Varanus komodoensis (Komodo dragon)
Lineage: Eukaryota; Metazoa; Chordata; Lepidosauria; Squamata; Varanidae
Product: olfactory receptor 12D2-like
Exons: 2
Coding region: 1-972 (323 amino acids)
Biological process (GO): G protein-coupled receptor signaling pathway
Cellular component (GO): membrane
Molecular function (GO): olfactory receptor activity; G protein-coupled receptor activity
Source: RefSeq, a predicted model, not a curated record
AUGAAGGAAGAGCAUAUUGUGGCAGGAAGACUGGAGAAUCAAACAGAGAUUACACAUUUCAUUCUGAUGGGCCUAACAGAUCAACAGGAGGUUCAGAGCAUCCUGUUUGCACUCUUCUUGAUCCUCUAUCUAGUAAGUGUGAUUGGCAAUGGGACCAUUUUGUAUGUGGUGAUGGCAGAGACCCAACUUCACACACCUAUGUAUUUUUUUCUCAGCAACCUCUCCUGCCUGGACAUUUUCUAUUCUACUGUCAUCCUUCCAAAGAUGUUGUCUGGCUUUCUCUGGGCCCAUCAAAGAAUCUCCUUUGCAGGAUGCAUCACUCAGCUCCAUUUCUUCCAUUUCCUGGGCAGCACUGAGGCUCUCCUUCUAGCUGCUAUGGCUUAUGACCGCUAUGUGGCCAUAUGCAAACCACUCCACUAUCCAGUCAUCAUGUGUAGACAGAAGUGCCUUCUGCUGGCAGCUACCACUUGGGUCACAGGGUUCUUCCAUGCCCUGAUGCAUACACUAAUGACAGCUCAGCUUGAUUUCUGUGGUCCCAAUAUCAUCGAGCAUUUCUUCUGUGACAUCAAGCCGCUACUGAGAUUGGCUUGCAGCAGCACGCAGCUCAACCUACGCCUCCUCAACAUUGUCACAGGAUUAAUUGUCACGAUCCCUUUCUUCCUAACACUUCUUUCUUACCUCUACAUUAUCUCCUUCCUCCUACUGAAGAUGAAAUCACACAGGGGGAGAUGCAAGGCCUUCUCUACCUGUAGCUCCCAUCUCACCGUUGUUGGCUUGCUGUAUGGACCUGUACUGUUCAAUUACCUUCCCCCUUCCUCAGGAAAUUCACCAAGAAGAGACAUGGUAGCCACCCUCAUGUACAGUGCAGUUACCUCUGUUCUGAACCCCUUAAUUUACACACUGAGGAACCAGGAGAUGAAAGCAGCUCUGACAAAAUCCCUGGAUACACUAUUGGCCUCUGUAAGGGUGUGA